Messenger RNA from Gorilla gorilla gorilla (western lowland gorilla), 2550 nucleotides. Its product is annotated as histone H4-like. Gene Ontology annotation, cellular component: nucleosome. Gene Ontology annotation, molecular function: structural constituent of chromatin; DNA binding; protein heterodimerization activity. The record is from RefSeq and is a predicted model, not a curated record. NCBI's taxonomy places the organism in Eukaryota, Metazoa, Chordata, Mammalia, Primates, Hominidae. The coding region runs from base 1661 to 2050 and encodes 129 amino acids. The transcript has a single exon.
CGAACGAGAAGCCAUACAGAUUAGGCAAGUGAGCCUAAUCUCUCCCAAACCAUAAGAUUGAGUAUGCCUGAAUUCUUCCCAGAGUGGAAGAAUCCAUUUUAAAUAUAUAUAUAUCUACAUGUAUAGAUCCUUUAAAUAUUUGUUCUGACAUUCAUUGUUUUUGAGUCACUGUCAUUGAGAAAAUUUAGAAAGGAGCUAUUAGGAGUAGGAAAUAGAAAGUAAAUAAAAUAUCAAAAUAAAAAUGGGGUUUUAUAAAUGAUAUAAUAGGCAAAAUAAAGGAAAGGCAUCCUAGACCUCUGGUUUAAAUGAAGAUGGCACUUGGCGAGAUGUCUUCCAGGGUAGUUCACAUGAUGUAUGUUUUCAGAGAAUUAUCAUAUUGCAUAUGCUGCUAUUUUUUUUUAUUUUCAUGAAUUAAAAGGCAUGUUGAGAUUUCAGAGUUUUACUUAUGAUCUCAGACUCUGCAUUUUUUCUCUGUAAUGUUUGACAUUUCUUCCUAGCUAAGUCUCUAGUUAUAAGGUCUGUGUUGUGGCAUGUGGACAGUGAGUGGAAAAACCUAAGAACUCAAUUUGGGGCAGAAGAAUGUAAUCAAUUAUUUCAGAAGUGAUACAAACAAUAUGACAUGUAGAGCAUUCUGGCCUUUCCUGGGUCUUUUUUCUCCAUUCCUGGAUUUCUUCUCUUCAUGUGAGCAAGUCUGAGGUUACUAUAUAAUGUCUCUCACAGGCCACAGCCCCAUUCUAAAUAUUCCCAAUAGAAAUUCAUUUAUUAACCAGAGAGUGGUGGGUGGGGUUGUUUUUGUUUUUUAAACAAAAGUGGAUCUUAUGGGCAUUCUGGAAAGCUCCCGCAGGAAGCUAAGGAUAAAAUUUUAAAUUGAGAAGUCCCUUUCUUCAAACCACAUUCAGACCCAAUUCUGCUAUUCUAUUUAUUUUUCAAGGGGAUUAGCCUUAUUUUAACACCAAUAAUCUUAUCACAAAAACCUCCCAGAGGAAGACCCUGUAGAUUUUGUGAAAGGGGAUUAAAAACGGAGGGAAGGGAAGAGUGUUUGGAAUUUCAGGCACAGCAGACCAGGAAGAGCGUCCCGGGAAAACAUAUUAUCCAGACUUAAGUUUAUAUUCCCUGUCUCUCUCAGACUUUUGCAGAAAAAAUGAGUCAUUCAAUAAAUAUUUGAAUCGAGAUAGGGAAGGUGACGAGGAAGAAGUUUGCACUUACGAGGUUUUAAUUUGCAAUUAUUUGGCUACCUUUUUGCCUUCCCAAAACAUAGGGUCUUUAGGAGUGAAACUUCAUAGCCAAACUUAUACCUUGUCCAGCACAGAGAAGGCCAUCAAAAUGCCUGGUUUAAACAAAAAUAUUAAAAUGAUUGGGAGGGUAAAUCCCUUGACCUAUAAAUCUGACCUCCUUUAAACAUUAUUUGUACGUUCCCCAAUAAACUAUUCCGUAAUUUAUUAGUUAGCAAGUGGAAAUAAAAAGAAAUGUGGAAUGGGGCUGUGCUUAGCGUCAUUAAGCUGACAGGAAUACAACGCAUUCAACUUGCAAACACCCUUCCACUCCCACGAAGAGCGAGCUGUCACUGGCCAAUCAAAACAAUGAACCAUAAUGAAACAGUUUUUCUUGCUCCACCCACUUGGUGACCAAAUUUGAAAAAAAAAAAAAUCCGCGCCAACUCAUGUUGUUUUCAAUCAGGUCCGCCAAGUUUGUAUUUAAGGAACUGUUUCAGUUCAUAGCUUCCACUGCGAUAGGAAUCAUGUCUGGUCGCGGCAAAGGCGGAAAAGGCUUGGGGAAGGGUGGUGCUAAGCGCCAUCGUAAGGUGCUCCGGGAUAACAUCCAGGGCAUUACAAAACCAGCUAUUCGCCGUUUGGCUCGGCGCGGUGGCGUCAAGCGCAUUUCCGGUCUUAUCUAUGAGGAGACUCGAGGUGUGCUUAAGGUUUUCUUAGAGAACGUUAUUCGAGACGCCGUCACCUAUACGGAGCACGCCAAGCGCAAAACUGUCACAGCCAUGGAUGUAGUAUACGCCCUAAAACGUCAGGGGCGCACUCUGUAUGGCUUUGGCGGCUGAAUCUAAGAAUACGAGGUCUCCUGAGAACUUCAAAAAACAAAAAAAAAAAACCCAAAGGCCCUUUUCAGGGCCGCUCACAAAGUCGUUUAAAGAGCUGAAAUGCGUUGCGAGAGUUUGGAUGACAGAAUUAACCGUGAUAGCCUGCAUAAGAAUGAAUUGUGUUUGCCAAGACUGGACACUGACAAAGUUUCAAAGCAUAAAGUAGGCAUAGAGAGGUAAGCGCUAAUAAAGUGAUUGGCUCCACAAAAAGUAUUUUGCUGGGCGCAGUGGCUCAUGACUGUAAUCCCAGCACUUUGGGAGGCCAAAGCGAGUGUAUCACUUGAGAUCAAGAAUCCGAGACCAGCCUGGCCAAAAUGGUUGAAACCCCUUCUCUACCAAAAAAAAUACAAAACUUAGCCGGGCGUGGUGGUCUGCAUCUGUAGGCCCAGCUAGCCCGGAAGCAGAGAUUGCAGUGAGUCGAGAUCGCGCCACUCUCCUCCAGCCUGGGCGACAGAGCGAGA